Molecule: messenger RNA, 11035 nt
Organism: Haplochromis burtoni (Burton's mouthbrooder)
Lineage: Eukaryota; Metazoa; Chordata; Actinopteri; Cichliformes; Cichlidae
Gene: nfat5b
Product: nuclear factor of activated T cells 5b
Exons: 13
Coding region: 5798-9499 (1233 amino acids)
Biological process (GO): regulation of transcription by RNA polymerase II; calcineurin-NFAT signaling cascade; cytokine production
Cellular component (GO): transcription regulator complex
Molecular function (GO): transcription factor binding; DNA-binding transcription factor activity, RNA polymerase II-specific; RNA polymerase II cis-regulatory region sequence-specific DNA binding
Source: RefSeq, a predicted model, not a curated record
ACAGGCUUUUCCCCGCAGCACGCCGUGUAAUAAAUACUCACAAAGAAAACGGCGGCCCUUACAACUUAUGUCUAAAAAUGUAUAGUUUCAUACAUCGUCAGAAAUCCCUGUUUUACCACAUCGCGCGCGCGUGUGUGUGUGUGUGUGUGUGUGUGUGUGUGUGUGUUCUGAUUCACUGGAAAUGGAGACUUGGAAAACUUCUCAUCAGCAGUUAGACAUGAAUUCGCUGGAAAUUUUAUGGUUUGAUCUUUUUUUUUUUUUUUUUUUUUUAAGUAAUUAUUUUCUGCAACAUUGCAGAUAAAACACGUUUUUCUUUUUUUUCUUUUUUCUUUUUGAAGGGUGAAAAAAAAGAGGUUGAUAUACAGACAUGCAGUUUCUACAGGAGUAUAUACCAUCACUCUCUGAUAAGUUUACUUCGUAUGUUACAGCCGGCUCAUAAAGAAUAUGAAUUAAAUUUCAUUUCCAGCAUUCUCUCGGCUAGUGUUUGCACUUUUAGUAUUUUAAUUCUGGUGAUGGAACAUGGGCCACACACUUAGGUUGCAAAGGGGUGCAUAUGUGAUAUGUAAAAUCGAGUACUCAGCUAUGUAAUCUGCCUUUGUAAACUUUUAUGAGCGAAUGGGCUGUUCUAAAGAGCACACUGAAUUUGAGCAUGGUACUGAAAUAGGAUGCCACCAUUGAAACAAGUCAGUUUGUGAAAUCUAUUCCCUCGUAGGUAGUCCACGAUGAACCGCAAUGUAAGUGAUUGCAAACCAUGGCAACUCAGCCACCAAGUGGUAAACCACUAAAGUUAAGAGUGAGGUCUCCUGGUCGUAAGGCCCAUGGUGCAUAAAAACCACCAGCGUUCUGCUCACUUACUGUAAUAACUGCAGAGCUCCAAACCUCUUCUGACAUUAACACAAACGUAAAGGUAUUCUGUUGAUGUAAUCUGCAUGUGGUACCCUGAUUUUGUCCAUAUAAUGUAAAUUCUACAUGCCGUCAGUAAGAAAAGAUUCUGGACUGCUUUGUCAGUUGAAAACAAUAGAUAACGCUCCAAGUUUUUCAGAAAAUUAAAACAUCCUCGAUGACCACCACAUACGUGAGUAAAAUGUGAAUUUCACUCAUUUAGUGGUUGCUGGAGGUCGCAAGGAUUGUGCGUUGCCAUGAGGUUGUUGACCGGUCUCUAGGCCAGUGUAACAGGCCUUUCAGCAAAGUCAUGGUGUCUUUGAGUCUGCCGACCAAUCACAGGCUGUGCAGGCUGGUCUCAGUGACACUGCACAAAGUAAUGGUUAAUAUUUGCACAUUUGGUUAGAAUUGAAAUUCACCCACACUGUCCCAACUGUGAGGCAUCUACACAGACAUAGAUAUGUUGUGUCGGUUGUCCCUGAUCAUGUAAAUAUUUAUAGAUUCAUAUGACAUUACUGCAACCAAGGUUGCAAGGUUAUCAGAAUCCCUAAUCUCACAUUCUAUAAUUGACUUGUUUAAAAACAAGGUGUGACGAGGUUUAGGUUAAAUGUGGCAAACAAAAUGGUAAGAAUCUUAUAUUGUGACAGCCUUGCUUUCAAAGCUGACCAUGCUGUAUUUGCCAGCCUUCAAAUAGUUUGAAUUCCACUGCUUUUUGAAGUCAAGCUUUCAGGUUAAGUUGAAUGACCAUUUUGUCUUUUGGGUCCACUGGUAAGCACAGAGCUAAAGGUAGAUGGGUUUAAGAGCAUUAAAUUCAGUCAGAUUGUCACUAUUUUCUUUUCCAGUAGUAUCUGCUGACAGUAAAACAGACUCCAUUGUGGUACUGUUUAGAUAAUAAAUAUGAUAAUUGACCUACCUUGCUUUCAAAGAUGACUUGUGGAUGUGUGGUUUGGCCCUCAUAGAGUCUCAGUGGCCUUUUUUCUUUUUGAUGACGCAUGGAAGUUGUUCCUGGUUGCUUCAGGAUUAGCUGGGAUAAAAGGGCUACAUGCCACAAAUGCUGAACCUGGUGUGACACAAAUAACUUGACCCGCUCCAAGGCUUCACUGACUUUUACGUUGUUAGAUCGCUGUGUGGAAAGAACAGUCUGUAAGAUUUUUCUUUUUCUUUUCAAAAACGUGACAAGGACGAGGUGAUGGUCAAAAUAGAAAAUGUUGACAUAACUCAAGUGAAUACAUUGUUUAUUUCAGAUGCAUCUAAUUAAAAACACACUUUCUAAAUUUGUACUCGGAUUGUUUUUCCUUUUUAGGCCAACCUUUCCAAUAUACCCUGAAACAAAAGUUGGGGAAUUUACAUUUCUAUUGAGAGGAAAGAUGAAACUUUGUCUUUUUAAGUAUUUGGGUAAAAACAGUGUUUUUUAAGAGUUAGAUGGGCACAAAAUAGUUACCGUUAAAGUGAGAAAAGUUGGUUUAUGUUCCAUGUAUUCUCAUGCAAACUCAGGUAAGUGUGAAAGCGUUUUUACAUAUGUCACUGUACACUUCGCACUUUACACGUAUUAUGCAGCUUUGUGAAAAACUUAGUGCACCUUGUGAUUCAGUAGCUUUAAGAUCCACCUUUAGCAACAAUAACAUAAAGCAAUCAUUUUCUGGAAGAUUGCCAGUCUUUCAUGUCACUAUGUCGGAAUUUUGGCGCACUUAUUUUUGCAACUUAAAUUCAUUGAGGUUUGUUUACUUUAGUUUUCCCCGGUCCUUGUCAGGUCCUGGCACAGUAUUUUGUUGUGGUUCAGGUCUGGACUUUGGAUGGACCACAUUGAUUAUUUCCAUUUUUCGUCAUUCUGUUGCAGAUUUGCUGCUGUGCAUGGGAUCAUUGUCCUGUUGCAUAACCACUUUUCUGCCUCACAUUUAACUCUAGAAUACUUUAGUAUACAGAAGAGUUUGUGGUUGACUGCAAGUUCUGCCAAGCCCAAAUCAUCAGCCUCCACCACCGUGCUUGACAGUUGGUAUGAGGUGUUUGUUCUGAUAUAUUGUUUGUUUUUCACCAAACAUAGAGCUGUGCAUUAUGGCCAAAAAGCUCCUCUUCAGUUUCAUGUGUUCAAAGAAUGUUUUCCACUUGUGGUCAACUUGGAGAAAAAUGGCCUAAAUUAUUUGGAAACUUCCCCUCCCAGAUUUAACGGCAGUAACAAUUGCUUCUCUAAGAUCAUUGCUAACAUCCUUUCUUGUCCCCCCCCCCCAAAUUUCGUUAACACACAUCUGAAUGCUCCAGACCUAAAACCUGCUACAACUUGUGCUUUAAAAAGGCGCUCACAGUUUCUGAUGAUCAGUUAACCAAGUGCAUUUGAUUGUCAGCACCUGGCUACUACUUAGCAUCUAAAUUCCUAUGGAAGCAGUGAGGGUGUAUUUGGUUUUUCACAGGACUGUAGCUUAGUAUUACUCCAUAAAACACACAUGCAACAACUGUGGUUUCACAAAUAGUUUCUUCUUGUGCUUUGGUAAGUCUUCUGAGUUUCUUCAUCAGGUAAACUGCCAAACACAAUGAUGAUGGUGUUGUGUUUUUUUUUUUCUUUUCCCAAAUGCAAUAUGUGGUUAACCACCAUAAUACCAACACAAUACCAACACUGGCUGCUAUUGUGCAGUAGGUUGAAAAUCAAUCACAGUAAGCUUUGUUUCAACAGUUUUGUAGUCAUCAUGUGUGAUGCAAUUAUUUAAGAAAUAAGUGACAGUGUGUUGUCAGGAUGAAAGUUAUUUUGUUUGAUAAUAACUUAAUAAUGUUAUAGAAGACUCUGUUUUUACUACUUAAAUUUAGACUUUUUUUCCCCAUCUGAACUUGUUAUCCACAUCUUUGUUCCCUCCAGAUUAUGUGUUUUAAAUAUGUAUCAUUACUCUUUAUUAGUAGGAUAUUUGAUUUCAUAUUCUGGCAAAAAUUAAAUAAAUUAGAAAAUAUGCAUUUUUUUUCCACUAGUGAUGUAAUUAAUAAAACAGUAUGUCCUACUAUUCGUGGGAAAGUGGUUUAAUACUGGGUGGGUGGUUGUCAUAUUCGGGAUUACUCAAUUAGCCAAGUACUACCUUCACUGUAUUUUUUUUUAAUUUUUUUAAUUUUUUUUAAAUACGUGGCAGUAACCAAGAGUUCUGAGAAGUUUAUGGACAAAUACAUUGUAGCAUUGAAGAGUAUGAACACAUUGGCUUAUGCUCUACACAAGUAAGUGGUGGUGGCAGCCUGUCAAAAUGCAUUGUCCGGACAUGCCUUCACAGCAUCAGGAUCAUGACAGGAGAAAAAUGGUGGGCUUGUCAGAGAGGUUAAUGAAAACAGGGCAGAAGCGAUUGUAACACAACAUUCCUUUCUAUGGGCCACAACCAUUAAAAUAAAAAAAGGCAAAAAAAAUUAUUUAACGACUUAAUUUGUUAUGCCAAUGUAAAUGUAGCUAGGUGCAGCAGAAUUUGUUUAAAUUACAACUUUGAUUUUUGGGUUAUGUAAUACCAGUCACCUGUAUGCAGUGUGACAGAUGCACUACGUAUAUGGUCAUGUAUACGUAGUGCAUCUGGCUCAUACGUAUGUGCUGUAUCUUGUUGGUGGUGGUAUUUUGGGCUCAUGUGACUUUUCCCAUGUAAUUACUGCAGAAGGAAACCUUGCAAAAUCAUUUCACUUAUGCGCAUGCACUUGUCUACUCAUGCAUCAUUCCUGCAUACAUAUGCCGACAUGCUACAUUCAUAUUGUGCACAGGUUUGUGACAAGUUUUGUUCAACUUGCCAAGAGGCUUUUGGGGUCAAGUCUUUGGUAUUUUCCUUUUGAUCCUGUGCUCCCCCCCCCCCCCAAAUCUUAGCCUUCAAUGAUAAACAUAAAUAUAAAAACAUAAUUCUCAGUUUUGAAAUAUGAGCCAAUGUGUGAUAACAUGUUGAAGAAUACUAGUGCUGCUUUGAAGAAAAAGUCACCACGAGGUACAAAUAAUUACCUUUUGUAAAGGAUUUGUGGUACACCAAGGUUUGCCUGACAUAUUUUUUUCAAAUAAAAACAAAUGCAGCAGAUCACAAAAUAUGCAAGUUACUACUAACUUGCAUAUAGUCUGUUCUGUGUAACUGCUUUGAUUCUUUCACUGUUCAUACCGAGACUGCUGACUUUGACUGGCUCUAAUCUCUGGGUAGCUUUAGCGUUAACCAUGUUGCCUAUUUUAGCUUCUUUAAAAUGUCCAGUGUAAGUAUAAAACUAGGUCAUUGUUAGUAGGGGGUGGUAAAAAUAACAUGGAGUGAGAUUUUAGUACAAUGUUAUAAACUGAAGCCACAUACUGAUUUUUAUUUAUAUAUGUUCGAACUUCAUUGCUCAGGUAUAAACCUGUAUUCAUUUAUGCCUUAAUAAUACUGCUUAUUUUCUAAUUUCUCCAUGUUGGCUCAGAAGCGAGACAAACACUCAAAAGAGUUGUCUCUCGGUCUCUGUUGCUAUGGAGUCCCUGGUAGCCUACAUGUAGGUCGGUUGUAAACAUUUCAGGGUUGCUGUAGAUGGUUUGCUGCAGUUGCCCGUCGAUUAAGCUUGUGCUCCUCAUUGCAUUUUGUGAAAUCCCACAAAGUCUUUGCAGCCUGAAAUUUUUCAGCAAGUAGGUUGCACCACUGCUCGGUUUCUGCAUGACAGGAUUCCACAUGACAAUACCACUAACCUGUUGAGCAGGAUGCACUGCAGCAAAGGGUCUGGAGCACAGUAAACAAGACGGGGAGAGUGUAGGUGGAGUGGAGGAGGGGGACAGAAGUGAGUUAAAUCAGUCACUCGGCUAAAAAACCAGUGCCACGCCCAAGGUGCCAGGGCUAGUAAGAGCAAGCAGGAGGAAUGUGAGGGAAAUGAAUGGGAUUGUAAGUCCUACCAUUCACAUGAGUCAGUGUAUGACCUUCUUCCCAGAGAGCUGCAGUUGCCUUCAUCCACUCAGCAAAGCCCAAAAGUCAUGAGUCAAAAGAGCGGCGGAGAGGCAGGGCCUCUCCCUUCAGCUUCUCUAGCAUCAGAUGCCUCUUCUCUGACCAUGGAAGGCCCUCGCAGUGCUUUUUCCACCUCUUCCAGCUCCACCAUGCAUUCCAGUAAUCUAACCAAUGACCAGAAACCAGUUAAAGCCAGUAAUGUUGAUCCAGACGACACCAGGAGUACCAAAGUGGUACCAGAGGCUGCUGGAGCAGAACGUGGAAAUGGUAACGGCAGGGGCAGCGGCGAGCUAACAGGAGGAAAAGGUGUAACAACCCAGGAAGGCCCACUGCAUCACCCACUGACUCCAUCAAAGCGUCGCACCGUACUGAACAUCUCGCCACCUCCAGAAGAUUUGUUUGAUGACAGCCAAAUGUCCUGCCAAGAUGAUGGGACCCAGGAUACAGAGCAAAGUAACAGCAUCUGGAUGGAUGAAUCUCUGUCCAACUUCAGUGUGACGAGCACGUUGUCUUACAAUGACAACACAGAGGUGCCACGGAAGUCCCGCAAACGUACCCCCCGUCAAAGGCCUGGCCCUAAGACGGCGCCACCAGGGGAGGGCAGCAUGGAUGUGUUUGAUGCAGACAGUGCCAAAGGCCCGCACUUUGUCCUGUCGCAGCUAGGCCCUGACAGCAAGGGAGGACAUAAAGGAAGUUCUGAUGAACCUCAGACUACUAUUCAGAAAGGAGGAACUCUCUCGAUGCAGUUCCCACAAAAGAGUGAGGGGAAAGAGUUGAAGAUCCUCGUCCAGCCUGAGACCCAACACAGAGCCCGCUAUCUGACUGAAGGCAGCAGAGGAUCCGUGAAGGACCGCACUCAGCAGGGCUUCCCUACUGUAAAGUUGGAGGGAGUGAGCGAGCCAGUGGUUUUGCAGGUGUUCGUUGGCACCGAUGCCGGCCGCGUGAAGCCUCAUGGGUUUUACCAAGCCUGCAGGGUUACUGGUCGCAACACCACAGCCUGCAAGGAGGUUGAUAUUGAAGGCACAACUGUUAUCGAAGUGUCCCUGGAUCCAAGCUCCAACAUGACCCUAGCGGUGGACUGUGUUGGGAUCCUGAAGCUCCGCAACGCUGAUGUAGAGGCUCGCAUUGGGGUGGCCGGAUCAAAGAAGAAGAGCACACGUGCUCGGCUCGUGUUUCGGGUCAACAUCCCCCGUCCAGAUGGUUCAGUGCUUACACUACAGACUCCCUCAUCUCCAAUCCUGUGUACCCAGCCAGCAGGAGUGCCUGAAAUACUGAAAAAGUCACUGCACAGCUGUUCAGUGAGGGGUGGAGAGGAGGUCUUCAUCAUUGGAAAAAACUUUCUUAAAGACACCAAAGUCAUAUUUCACGAGAAUGCCUCUGAUGAGAAGUCAUGGAAGGCAGAGGCUGAAAUUGACAUGGAGCUUUUUCACCAGAAUCACCUGAUAGUAAAGGUUCCUCCCUACCAGAACCAAGUCAUCACAUCUAAAGUGUGUGUAGGAAUCUACGUGGUGACGAAUGCUGGGAGAUCCCAUGACGUUCAGCCAUUUACUUACACUCCAGAUCCAGCAACAAUCGAUGUUCCUGUGAAGAAAGAGUUGCCUUCUCCAGUGAAGACGUGUUCUUUUGAUGAGCAAAUUAAAGUAAAGAGAGAAGAUGUCACUCCAAUGGAGGUGACAAGCAACCUUCAGUCUUCAGGAGUAUUUAAGCAGACUGGUGAUCUGUGCCCAGCCCAGCAGAACUCUGAUAUGACGGCAGGACAUCUAAAUAAAAACAGAGUAUUCUCCAGCAACCUGUCUCAGCCUGCAGGUGAUCCUGACAAAGGCCAGGCGCCUGUUUUUACCAGCGCUGAGCCCUUAAGCACCAUCCAGAAGCAGGACAUUGUUGCGGGCAGCUCAUUCUCUGUGCCUGCAGACUCUCUGCUUCAGCAAGGAUCACAGCAGUUCCUUUUGGAGACCAGAGAUGGCCUCAGGCAGGAGAGGCCAGGUGUCAGUUCUGGAGCUGUGGGAAGGUUGUGUGGGGAACCUGCAUCUCAACCGCAGCAGCUGCCACUCUUUCCUCCAGAUGAAGUAGCCCAGCUGGAAGAAGCAGUGAGACAACUAAAAGCCAAAGGAUACUGUAACUUAUCACUUCAAUCUGACAACCCUAUAACCAAACAGCAGCAGCAACACAUCCAGCAUCAGCAACAGAUCCAAAAACAGCAAAUUCAGCAGCAGCAACAGCAGCAGCAGGUUAUGGAGAAUCUGCAGCAGCAGCUGUUUCAGUCACAGAUGCAGAUGCACUGUGCCAUGUUUCAGGAUGCAUCCCAGGCCAAGAAUGGAGAGCUUCAGGUCUCAUCACCAGGUGUGGUGACUAACCAGGGAUCACUUUUCCAGCCGGACCAGCAACAGCAACAACAGCAACAACAGCAGCAGCAGCAGCAACAGCAAGCAGCUCUUUUUCAGCAGGCAAAUGAUCUUCUUUCUAUCCAGACAAACUUCCUCCAGCAGACCCCAUCUCACUCUUCACCACCGAUGUUUCACAAUCCCAGCACUCUGGCAGAAACGCAGGAUCCACAGGGGGCGCUGUUUCAAAAAGCCUCCCAGGAACAGGUCCAGGCUGCACUCUUCCAAAGCACCAUGACAGUGCUACAGUCUCCAGAGCAGCAAGCCUCAUCCCCUGGACUCUUCCUCCCCCAGACCUCUAUGUCCAAUCAGCUUUCAAACAACAGUUCCCAGCAACAGCAGCAGCAGCAGCAACAGCAGCAGCAGCUGGCCUUCCUUAGCGCUUUACAAUCUUCUUCCCCUGAACCACAGUCAGUAUUUCAGACCCAGAUCUCCCCCAUCCAGCAGAGAAGCCCCAUGGAGCAGGAGCAACCAUCUCAGCCUCAACACCACACACAGCCAGCCCAGCAGGCCACCCUGUUUCAGAACAUCUCCCCACAUUCAUCUACAAAUUCACUUUCUCCAGGCCAGCAGCAGCAGCAACAGCAGGCUGGCUUGCUGUUUUGCAGCAACACACUUUCCACACCAGACCAGGGCUCUAGCAUCCUUUUCAGUAACCAAGGCCAAAUGCCUCCUUUGACCAACAACAGUCUAGUUUCUCAAGAGCCCCAAAACACCCCUCUGCCCUUUUCUCAAGCCAACAUGGUGACGGUAACCCAGCAAGAUCGCCCAGAACCCAUGACCUUAGGGAACCCUACUGAACCACCACAGCAAGCCAUGUUUCAGGAGCAACAACCUAUGCAGCUGGGGAACAGCAGCAACAGAGAGGAGCAGCCUGUGGGUCUCUUCAUGCCUCAGUCCACUAUGGCCUCUCUGCAGGGGGGUCUGGCCGCUCAGGAGCUUGCACAAUCAGCCGUGUUUGCCUCACAGAAUGGCGUGGCAAACCUCCAGACAACUACGUCCUCCCCUGUUCAACAGCCAGGAUCUCUGUUUCAAACAGCUGUGAGUGGGAGCGUCAAUCAAUCCAGCCAGCCUCAACAAGCUGGCCUCUUCCUUUUCGGUAUCCAGAACGAAUGCGGCCAGUUGAUGGAAACUCCUGGAAACACGCUGUCAGAUCAGAUAAUAGCAAUCAGCCAGUCUGGUCAGAACCAGAGAGAGAGUGAAGCGCACAUCCAGUCCCUGCUCAGCCAGUCCCUCUCUCAGUCUGGCACUGUGCCGAACACCAUGUCUGCCUCUCAGAACAUGGAGAAGAUUGACGAUCUGCUGGUCAGCCUGCAGGAGCCGGGCAGCAACAUAACUCGUUCCUACUAAUUGAAUGCAGGUUUAUAACUUUUUCUUUCUUUAAAAAGUUUUAUAUGUGGAAAGAUUGUAAAAAUUUGUAGGUCCAAAUAUUGUCUCUUAGGAAUUUUAUGUAAGUUAAACCUUUAAAAUUAACCCUCAGUGAUGUGUUUAUUUGUGGUCACUUCAUGUUUUGUUUUUUUCUGAACUAUAUGCAUAUGAUUUGGUCUUCUUUUAAGGGUGUGUUAGGAAAGAACAGUUAAGAUGAGCUAAAGAUUUUAUAGUGAUCAUGAAGAUAAAGUGGACAAAUUAAUAUUCGGAUAACUAAAAGAAAUGAAACAUAAACAUCUCUAACUCAAUGACUGAAUGGCUGAAAAUGGCAAUGGACUCCAGAGAAGGAAACUUCCGUGAAACUUUGAAAGAUGUUGAAUUUAGACCUCGGGAAAGACACUAACCAGCAAUCCUUGGAAUUUGUUAGAGUUCUAUCUGUAAGUAGAAUUUCACUAAUGUUAUUUGCGGUAUCUUUUAGCUCUUGUGGUGUUUUCACAAAUCACAUUCUUUUUUUUUUUCUUUCCUUUUUUAAAAACUUUUGUAUUUUGGUUGCACGGAGCAUGGAUUGUGUGACACAGUGAGAGGAGUGCGGUAUGUAGGGGUUGAAGGGGUUUUAGUUCAAGGACCACAUGAAAUCAGUUUGAUUUCAUUUCAGUGGGUGUUAGGGCAGUUGAAUCACUGAACUUCAACUUUAAAAAGUUUAAUAAACAUAAGUUAACGAAUCCUCCAUUUUUCAAAAAGAAAACAAGAACCAACAGUCUGAGAUGUUUUUGGUUUAACCUCAGUGUAGCAUGACAGGCCAUGAGUUAUUUCUUUUUCAAGAGGGAGUUGGUUUAGACAGCCACUCUCAUUAGUUGGAUGAUUUUUAAUUACUUUUAACUACUGCUAUUAAAAAAAACCAACAGACUGAAGAGACCAAAGAUUGUGCAAGUUCUACAGUUUGUUAAAGUCUUCGAGUGGGCUGAAUUGGCUCCUCUGCCCUCAUGUUUGACACCCCUGGUAGGUAGCUUCUGUUGAGUCAUGUGAUCCAACAGUGUAGAAAAUGUGAAAGAAGGCUGGAGCAGGCAGAGAAAUGAGAGACAAAGGAUGAGCUGUAAAAACGAAUACACACUAAUCUUAUGUAAUAUCGCAAUUAAGUUUUGUUUGUUUGUGGGUAAUAUUUCAUUGUUGUAGCAGCAAGCUUGCACCCGAUAGUGUAAAUAAAUCCGCUUUAGUUGUCUUUGUCACAAAGUGACUUUGGUUUCAUCGAUGAUGGAAGCUCAGAUGCUCACUAGGUGUGCUGUACUUUUCUGUGUUAUAUUUUGCUGCAAAUCAGUCUUGUCAAGGCCAGUUGAAUAGACUGAUGACUAUAAACUAAAAUAUUUGUAGUUCAAGCAAAGCUCGUCAGUGCAGAUGUGAAACACACACCAGUCAGCCACAAUAAUAAAACCUUCAAUAGUUUAAUGCAGUUUAUCGCCCCGCUGGGAGAACUUGGUUCCUGACAUUCAUGAGGAUAACUGGACCUGUUGUUUGACCAGC